Molecule: messenger RNA, 678 nt
Organism: Symbiodinium necroappetens
Lineage: Eukaryota; Dinophyceae; Suessiales; Symbiodiniaceae
Source: the annotation of a GenBank genome assembly
AUGAAGCUCGGUGCAGCCGUGAUCGCGACAGACUUGCCAGAGCUAUUGCCUCACAUGGAAUACAACUUGCAGCUGAAUGAUGAAGGUGGGUCUCUUCUCGGGAGAUGGGCUGUGGAUUCACUGAACUGGGACAGCACAGAGGCUCGCGUCAAGCUCAGAGGAAGACUGGGAAACAAUGGUGCCGAUGCAAUAUUCGCAACGAAUUGUGUUUAUGGUCGGGACACAGUGGACAUGUUCCUUUCCACCAUGUUUGCUCUGUCUGGCCCGUGCACACUGGCAUUGAUGUGCGGUGUGCCCGUGCCGCCAGCAGCACUUGCGCCUGAAGAAGUCAGUAUCUUGGAUGAAUUUCUCGCAGCAUGUCCACGUUUCUUUGACUGCUACUUGUUGAAGGUUCCUGGCGGCAUCGAGGAUGCCGGUGUUGCCAGAGUGCAAGACUCUCCGCUGGCUGCUGAGCUCGGCAAGCCCUACGGACUUUCUGCGGCAGCUUUGGCAGAUGGUGUUUGGCUCUUCAAGUUGCCAGGGUCGGACUGCCCGUCCUGGGCGAGGCCCGUACUAUGUAUUGGCUAUGGCACCACACUGCAGGCAAACUUGCGGCAGUGGCAGGGCAUGUGCUGGCAUUCCCACAUUCAGCUCCUGAGGCUUCAGCGGAAGCUGAUUUCGGGGCUUCACCCGCAGUAG